AUGACAAAGGGCGGUCCCAAGACAAACAAAACAAACUCCACCACGUCGGCUUUGACGAAGAGAAUCAUUCGACGGUACUGGUUAUCUGGCCCUGCAUGCUCGUCAGAUCUCUACCAUGGCUUCGGUGAGCAAGGGUGCAGUUCGCGCCACGCUGCUGCGACCCUCUCGGGCCCGGUGCCAGUGGACCGGGACGCGUGGGCGCGCCUCUUGGGGGCUGCUGUCAGCAACGAGGAUUCCGGCAAGCACGGCAUCCGCAUCAGCAUCGGCGUCGGCAGCGUCGCGAAUCUCAUCUUCCGUCAGCACCACCUGCACCACCGCGAGGUGCUUCUCCACAUAUCCGCCACGAAGGACCGGUACGUUGGUGCGCAUACACAAAACACAUCCAAACAAGACACACGACAAACCACAAAAGACAACACAUCAAAGUCCCAAGAUGGCGGCGGUGACUCCCUCCCCAGAAAGAUGCUCGAGUCCGCCGCGACGUCCUUCGCCUCGAUACUCGUCCUCGCCGCCGGCUUCGCCGUAGCAGGAUACGCCUACCACAAGACCUACAAGCGCAUCGUUCUCAACAAGAUGACCCGCGCCUUCACCCCCGGCGACCCCGUCCUCGAGCUCGCCGCCAUCGGCAAGGAGGUCCCCCAGACCCCCGCCGAGGCCGACGACCGCUGGGUCCAGCGGCCCGAGCAGGCCCGCAUCGACAAGAUCGUCAACGGCUCCGAGGUCGGGCACUACUUCCUCAUCCUCGGCGAGAAGGGCACCGGCAAGUCCUCCAUGCUUAUCGAGGCCAUGCGCAAGAUCGACGGCGACGGCGUCGCCAUGUUCGAGGCCCACGCCGACCUCGAGAUCGUCCGCAUCCGCCUCGGCAAGGCCCUCGACUUCGAGUUCCACGAGGACUACAUCGGCGGCUACUUCUCCGAGCGCGGGCCCCGCGACACCACCGCCCUCCUCGACAUCGAGCGCGCCCUCAACAAGCUCGAAAAGGUCGCCCUCGUCAACCGCAAGGAGCGCAAGAAGCCCCUCGUCGUCAUCAUCAACCAGAUGCACCUCAUCCGCGACGACGAGGACGGCAAGGACCUCAUCGAGCUCCUCCAGCAGCGCGCCGAGCAGUGGGCCGCCGCCAACCUCGUCACCAUGGUCUUCAACACCGACGACUACUGGGUCUACGAGCGCCUGAAGCAGCUCGCCACCCGCAUGGAGGUCAUGUCGGUGCGCGACCUGACCAAGCGCCAGGCCAUCGCCGCCCUGUGGAAGUACCGCAUGAAGUACUUCAACGAGCGUCUGAGCCAGGACAAGCUGGAGGAGGUGUACGACCUCGUCGGCGGCCGGCUGUCGUUCCUCAACCGGGUUGCCAAGAGCAAAGACAUGAUCGCUACGUGCGACCAGAUCUGCCUGGUCGAGAAGACGUGGUUCCUCAACCAGUGCUGGAUCCUCGGCGCCGAGAUGGACGACGACGUCAUGGACCAGCAGAAGUGGGCUGCCGGCGCAAUGACCCUCGCCCAGGCCCUCGUCGACAAGGAGGAGGACAUGGACAAGACGUACGACCGCGAGCGCGGCCACCUCCUCCCGUCCUUCCCGAUGCACAAGGCCCAGCAGAUCAUGACGCGCUCCGACUUCGUCCGCGACAUGGACCGCCUCAAUCUCUUCUCCAUCGCCGCCGACGCCCAGGUCCGCGCCUCCUCCGUCCCCAUGCACCACGCCUUCCAGGAGAUCUGCGCCGAGGAGGGCUUCCGCGACCACCUGCAAAAGACCGUCAUCCGCAUCGGCGACAUCGAGUCCCUCGGCCGCACCCGCGAGCUCGUCGCCAAGGACCUCGUCCUCGGCGGCAAGUACGAGAUCAAGCGCGACAAGGACGGCGUCGUGGUCAAGCUCGUCGAGGGCGAGGACCGCGGCAUGUACGUCUGA
Colletotrichum karsti is the source of this 1902-nucleotide messenger RNA. RefSeq lists its product as uncharacterized. The record is from RefSeq and is a predicted model, not a curated record. Lineage: Eukaryota; Fungi; Ascomycota; Sordariomycetes; Glomerellales; Glomerellaceae. The coding region runs from base 1 to 1902 and encodes 633 amino acids. The transcript has 4 exons.